UGCGCCCUUGGUCCUAACAGCCGCCCCGCAUCACAGAAAGGGUUCUCUCUCGGCCUCAAACUGAAGGGCGCGAAGAAAGCGCGCUUCCCGCGAUGCUGGGCGGCCUCUGAAAGGCAGAGGAGGAAUGCUUAGAGUGAAAGUUGGCAAGCCACGUUGGUCCUUUGCCUCAUGCGGGGCCGUAAAUGUGUGAGGAAAGCGCGUUUCUAAACUGUGACGGGGCCUGUGCUAAAAGAAUAAGGCACUGGGUAUCUAUUUUAUAUGAUAUUUUAAAACCAAAGAGUCUUCAAAAUGUCGUAUAGAAAAGAACUAGAGAAAUACCAGGAUCUGGAUGAAGAUCAGAUCCUGGGAGCAUUGACUGAAGAAGAAAUCAGGAUGCUAGAGGAAGAAAUGGUAGAGCUCGAUCCAGAUAAUGCGUUGUUGCCUGCAGGAAUGAGACAGAGAGACCAGACCAAAAAAACACCCACUGGCCCAUUUAAAAGGGAUGACCUUCUGGCACACUUGGAGAAGCAGGCAAACAGCACUAAAGACAGAGAGGAUCUGGUUCCUUUCACAGGAGAGAAAAGAGGGAAAGCCUGGGUCCCCAAGCAGAAGGCUAUCGAUCCUGUUUUGGAGAGCGUGACUCUGGAACCAGAAUUGGAGGAGGCACUAGCAAAUGCUUCUGAUGCUGAACUUUGUGACAUUGCUGCUAUUCUUGGCAUGCAUACCCUGAUGAGCAACCAGCAGUACUAUGAGGCGCUUGGAACCACAACAAUUGUCAAUAAGGAAGGCCUAGGCAGUAUAAUUAAGCCUACGCAAUAUAAACCAGUUCCUGAUGAACCAAAUUCAACCAAUCUAGAAGAGACCUUAGAAAGAGUGAAAAACAAUGAUCCAGACCUUGAGGAGGUCAAUCUCAACAAUAUUAAGGAUAUUCCCAUUCCAACUUUGAAAGCCUACGCUGAAGCGCUGAAGAGUAACACGUAUGUGAAAAAAUUCAGCAUAGUUGGAACCAGAAGCAAUGACCCCGUUGCUUAUGCCCUAGCAGAAAUGUUAAAAGUCAACAGUGUCUUGAAGAGCUUGAACGUGGAAUCAAAUUUCAUUUCUGGAUCAGGAAUCCUGGCCCUCAUAGAAGCACUCCAGAACAACAAGACAUUGAUUGAGCUCAAAAUUGACAACCAGAGCCAACUAUUGGGGAAUAAGGUGGAGAUGGAGAUUGCAAGUAUGUUAGAAAAAAACACAUCUCUUCUGAAGUUCGGGUAUCACUUCACUCAGCAAGGUCCUCGGCUGCGGGCCUCCAAUGCUAUGAUGAAUAACAAUGACCUUGUGAGGAAGAGGAGGCUGGCAGAUCUGAAUGGGCCCUUCCUGCCCAAGUGCCGGACCAGCAUGUAACUCUUGGCUAGAGACGGAACGGACAAGCUCGCGCUGCACCAAGGAGAACUGCAGCAGAGCAACUGUGCAGUGAAUUUGUGGUGCCUGGUUUUUGUUUGUUUAUAUUCUCUCCUUGUGCACUAAACGGUUUCAAUGAAUUAGCGAUCGUAGGUGAAAAUCUUUAUUAUCAACGCAUGAGAAAUGCCUUUUUUGAAGAGAAAAACACAGUUCUGACAUUCAGGCUGUUCAUACGGGAUAAUUUGACAAAGUACAUCAUAGCACAAAGAUGCCUGGAAUUUGGGAGUUUGGAAUUUGACUGCAGCCUCCUUUUGGGACAGAUUUUUUUGCUGCGGUGUGAAGUGCACAAGUCGUUAACCACGAAGCAGAAAAAAGAUGCUACUCCAUAAACAUGGCUAAACAGUUUAAAAAAUACUUUAUUUUUUUUUACUCGCAGUCAAGAAUUAAAAAGGAGCUACGCGACAGUAUUCCAUCUUCCCGAAGCAGAUCUUCAAUUGACACGUGUGUGAACUACACUCAGCAGCACUCCCAGCCCCAAGUUUCAACUCAGUUGUAAAAGCAUCUCCUUUUGUUCUAAAGUUUAUCUACACACCCACCCUGUAGAAAUAAUAUAAGGCCACUCUUUUCCGAAGCACAGCAGAAAGUCAGGUGCCGUCUGGGCUGUUGGCCAUUACUUUUGCAGAAGAAUUCAAGAGCUUAAAAUAGUCCAUUUGACACGGCGUUCUUUUCCACCUAAUGGUAUGGUUUGGAAUCGCUUUGAUGCCAGAGGAUGGCCUUAUUAUUUCUUUCCUUCAUUGGUUUCUCCUUCAGAGGACAGCCCUCGCUGCUGCCACGGAUAUCUGAAUGGGCAAGCUGCUGGCCACAGGCCCUUUGGUCAAAAUACUCUUUUGUGAAAAGUUAUGCAGGGUCUGGUGCCUGGGAACUCCACGGGAGUAAGAACACCAGUGUUUGGGAGUUCACACGGCAUUGUAGCUACAACAAGGUGCAGAAUUUGCAGCAGGGGGCCCAGGAAAGUGCUUCCCUUCCAGGACUCUUCUGCACGUUGCACCAGGAUGUUUUGCUUGAGCAAUUCGCUGUAAAACUUGGGGAGAGGGGGGUAGAUUUAUGCCAUCUCUAGAUUCAAACCUGAAGAUAUUGCUGGGCCACAGUGAAAUCUGCCCGGAAUUAAUACUUACGACAGACAGAUGGCUCUUCCCUCAUUACAGUCUGACUGCCCCCAUCUCAAUUGGACAGUGGGAGAGUGCCAAUAAAGCAACAAGGAAGAUUGAUGGGGCAGGAUUUUGAGGUUUCCACAUGAAUGCUAUCAGACUUAGGUUUGCAGCCUAUGGGAACAGGCAACCUAGGACUUUUGCUGGGCUAGAUCUAUGGAGCCCCAAGCGUUAUGCUCAAACAAAUGGGGAAGUGCCUGCUGGUUUGCAACAAAAUGCUAUGUUGCUUGUAAAUUAUGCCUUAAUAAAGCAUUGCUUCUAAGUACAUUG
Molecule: messenger RNA, 2840 nt
Organism: Sphaerodactylus townsendi
Lineage: Eukaryota; Metazoa; Chordata; Lepidosauria; Squamata; Sphaerodactylidae
Gene: TMOD1
Product: tropomodulin 1
Exons: 10
Coding region: 289-1365 (358 amino acids)
Biological process (GO): myofibril assembly; pointed-end actin filament capping; muscle contraction
Cellular component (GO): myofibril; striated muscle thin filament
Molecular function (GO): tropomyosin binding
Source: RefSeq, a predicted model, not a curated record